UUUGUUCAAACUUUUAUUCAACUAUCUGGAAAGAAAACACGAUGUUUUGAAGUAUGAAAGGAUUACUGCUGCUAUACCAGAGGCUACGAAUAUUAAUGGGCAAAUCUAGUAAUCACACGGUCUUCUAAAGAAGUCAUGGGUAGCUGUUGUAGCUGUCCUGAUAAAGAAGCAGUCCCUGAUAACCAUCGGAACAAAUUUAAGGUUAUUAAUGUGGAUGAUGAUGGUAAUGAAUUGGGUUCUGGUAUAAUGGAACUUACAGAUACAGAAUUAAUCUUGUAUACCCGUAAACGGGAUUCUGUCAAGUGGCACUACCUCUGUCUGCGCCGUUAUGGCUAUGAUUCCAAUCUUUUCUCAUUUGAAAGUGGUCGAAGAUGUCAAACUGGACCAGGGAUAUUUGCCUUCAAGUGUGCUCGUGCAGAGGAACUGUUUAAUAUGCUGCAGGAAAUCAUGCAGAACAAUAGUAUAAAUGUAGUAGAAGAACCAGUUGUAGAAAGGAAUCUACAUCAAACAGAGAUUGAGGUUCCAAGAACACCUCUCACACCUACCACACCUGGAUUGAGUGGGCAGAAUUUACCUAAUGGGUACCCAAGGUAUCCCUCCUAUGGAGAUGCUUCAUCACAUCCUUCCAGCCGACACCCUUCAGUAGGAAGUGCACGUCUUCCUUCAGUAGGUGAAGAGUCCACACACCCCUUACUUGUAGCAGAAGAACAAGUCCAUACAUAUGUGAAUACAACGGGCGUACAGGAAGAAAGAAAAAGCAAACCAACUGCACGCACACCUCUGGAACAAAAGGUUCCCAAUGCAGAAACAAACAAGGCAAGAGAAGAAGAGGCUUGCUGUGAUAACAGGGAUGCACAGGUUGUACUGGAACCUCAAGGAGUCAAAUUUGUUUUGGGCCCUACUCCUGUCCAGCGACAAUUAAUGGAAAAGGAAAAACUGGAAUCAAGUGGGAACUGUACUCAAAUUAGUGGCAACAAUACUGAAACAAAUGGUAGCAAUACUCAAGCUAGUGGAAAUAGUAACCAUGAAUGGGAUACUGGAUAUGACAGUGAUGAACGCAAAGAAGUGUCUUCUGGUAAUAAACUAACGUAUGAAAAUGUAAAUAGAUUGUCUAUCCCUAAUGCUCCAGGGCACAGGAGGGGUCGUCUAGUGUCAUCCAGUACUUCUGAUACUCAAAACAUCAAUAAUUCAGCUCAAAGGAGAACUGCACUGUUAAAUUAUGAAAAUCUUCCUUCUUUGCCUCCAGUUUGGGAAGCUCAUAAGCUAAGUAAAGAGGAGGAUGACAGUUUAGGACCAAAGACUCCCUCUUUGAAUGGCUAUCAUAAUAACUUAGAUCCCAUGCAUAAUUAUGUCAAUACAGAGAAUGUAACAGUACCAUCAAGUGCUCACAAAGUCGAAUAUGCAAGACGUCGGGACUGUACCCCUACGGUCUUCAAUUUUGAUAUUAGGCGACCAAGUUCAGAACACAGGCAACUCAAUUAUAUACAAGUUGAUUUGGAAGCUGGCAGUGACUCUGAUAACCCACAGACUCCCAAAACUCCUACUACUCCACUUCCUCCAACACCAACCAGGCGCACCGAGCUAUAUGCUGUGAUAGAUAUCGAAAGAACUGCUGCUAUGUCAAACUUGCAAAAAGCACUGCCACGAGACGACGGUACUUCUAGAAAAACUAGGCAUAACAGUACUGACCUGCCUAUGUGAGCUUGGAAAGCAGUAGUGAAAUCAUUUGCACCUUUGUGAAGAAUUGUUUUAAUUGGAUGAGUGCUGUUUUAUUUUUGAAUGCUAUCACCUUUCAUAGGUUAAUAGAUUUUUCUGAAUACUUCAUUUGCUUGCUUAAAGGGAAUUUAAGGUAGAAAAAGUAUUAAAUAACAUUAUCAUUUUAUAAUUAUAGAAACAGCUUUUAAAUAUUUUUGCCAUUUUUAUAGUGCCUAUUUUAUUAUCUGAAAGUUAUAGUAGCCAAUUAUAAUAAAUUGGCCAUGUGCCUAAAAUCACUGUCAAGGCAUUAUGACACUCCUAUGCUGCCUGAAACUUGCAUUAUUUUCAAAUCAGUAGAAUCUCUCAUAGUACAUGAAUAGACUCACAGAUUCCAGUUGAAUUUAUGUGUGGUAUAAAUGAGAAAGAUUUUAGUCAAUGUCAGUUGUAAAAUCAUGGUACGGUUUUCUUUCAGAGUGCUGGGUUUUUGAGAAAGGACUGACAGGCAGCUGUUACCCUCCAAACCUCUUCUAAUAGGAGCAGCUUUCUAUAGUAAAUCCUUUUAUUAAAUCUACUAAAGCCAAUUUUAGUACUGAGGAGAAUGCCAUUUAAUGGCUGAUUUGGGAGAGAGGGAAAAUGGAUGAAAUUGUCAUCUUCAUUAAGAUUUCAUUCAGAUGUCAUGUAGCUCAUGGAAUUGGUUUAAAAUUACCCAUGAUCUUUAGAUGCACUUUAAAUUCACUAACCAUAAGUCCAACAACUAGUAAUUUAAAACAUGCUCUGGUACUAUUUUAUUAAAAAGUUUGUUUUGCAGUUCUAGAAUUUGUUUUUUCUUUCUCAAGUUAAUAACAACAGGUAAAUAAUAUGAAGAAGGUACAUCAUUUAUCAGGAAAAUGACAUGCACCUAAAUAAUUUCAAACCUUUUGCCAAGUGAAGAUGGAUAUUGUUAAAGGAGUACUAUGCUUUAUGGGCUAAGGGCUAUAAAUUGUAUAUAUAGGACAUAAAGGAUGAUAUUGCAUUUAUCUACAGUGCAACUUUUCUAGCUCUUUUUUCUUUGUGUAGCUCUAUUACUUUCUCUAAAACUGCUUUUGAGACCUUCAAAGACCUACGAAGGCCUCCUGGAACAAAUAUUCCAUGCACUCUGACAGGAUGCAAGCAGAAGUAAAAAAUCAGGUCUCCUCCUAAUCCAUUCAAAAGUACCACUAAUGCACAGGUCUCUUUAGUUUGUGAUUUCCGUGUUAGUUAUUUUUUUAAAUACACCAACUUGAGUUUAGAAUUCACCUGCCGCUAUUGUUGUAUGAGAUACAGCAUUAAUUUUUUUCCAUCAGAUUUCUUCCAUCAAAGAAUUUAAAAUUUGUCUUGCUUUAGAUAGCUCUUUUUAUACUUUUAUACAGAUAUUCACACUCUAAAUAUUUUUAAUAUAAUUCACAAUCAUGUAUCUACAGUGGGUUCUUUUUACCUUUUACUUUUGAAAAUCUUCUUUUACUUCCCUCUUUUCAGUUGUAUCAGUAGCUUAACUCUGUAUGUAAUUUGUGUUCAGCAUAUUUUCUGUGUUUCAUCUUGUUCAGUGUUUUUCAUGUGUAUUGGAAAGGCCCAUUUGUAAUAUUGUCAAUUAAGAGAAAGCUGACUUUCACAAUUUAAGGAUGCAUUAUGUUCAUUUCAGAGCAUUGUUAUUUUUACAGAGGCAUGAUGUAAUAUGUUUUCAUAUUUAGUUUAACCCAGAAAAAAGGAAUUGCAAACCAAAGUAUCAAAGUUAGAAUGAUGGAUUUAAUACAUUGUAUGACUUACUUAUAAAAGCCAGUAACAUGGUUUAGUUCUAUGAAUAAUGAGCUUGUGGCCCAAAAAUCCUUUCAGUUUUGUUAUAAGCUACUCUUUUCUAUAAACUGACUUAAUCUUAAGUCAGUUUUACUGAAAGUAAAAAUGGAAUGCCUACUGAAUGUAAUCUCUUAAAUUAAUACUCAUAACUCCUUAAUAGAUACUUGAUAGCUUAAUUACUCCUGAAUACUUCCUAUACAUUUACCAUUGCUGAGUUUUACCUUUCAAUCUAUUUUUGACUCUGUCGAAUUCCCAGUUAGAAGUCUCUAUGUAUACAGUGCUGUGCAAAGUUUAUAACAGUAUGAAGCAGUUUCUAUCUACAAUUUAAAAAAAGUAAAACCUGUUUUAAGCAGCUAUAAAGUUUAUACAGAUAGUCCACAAUUUACAACAACAAUUGGUACUGGAAUUUUGGUUGUAAGCCAAGGCUCUAUGUGACCUGAUUUUUUUUACAGUUGUUAGGGUUAGGGUUACAGUGGUUGUUAAACAAAUCACAUGGUCAUAAAUCCACUUUCCCAAAUUGACAUUUUUUUGCCGAAAACCAGCAAAAAAUGUUGCAGUUCAUGCUCAUGGGUCACUGCAAGCAGUUUUAAAUGUGAGCUUGGGGGAGCACAUAUUAUGGUGGCCAGAAGUGAUUUAUGAACCAUUAAAGCACUCUGAGGCCAUCAUAACUGAAUGGUUGCUAAAUGACUGGUUGUAAGUGGAGAACUCUCUGAAGAGAGGUUGCCAUUCUAAUGCAUUUUGAGAAUGUAGAAAAAAAAGUAGUUUAGCUAGUGUGGUUUCCUAGGGGAAAGAAAAACAAAACAAAGCCAAACAUUAUGAGGAAAUUCCAGUAUAGAGGAUGCUUAUUUCCUCAUUGGACUUAAAAAGCAUGAAAUGUAUAGAUCAGCACAUAAUGAUAGUGCUUCAUAUAUUUAAAAAAAUUGAAAAUUGCAUUUUUAUUUGAAUGGUAAUUCAAAUCUGGCCAGUGUUAUUGCAUAAUACAUUUUGUCUAAAGCUGCAAUCCUUCAUCUACUUACUUGGGGCUAAAUCCUAUUAAAGUCUAUUUUCAUUUACUUCUCAAUAGGCAUCCAUACAUUUGUACCAUAAGGUACUGAUUUUUUCAACAGGUAAGAAAAUGGGGUAAAAUUGGAAAGAUCAGUAUAGUAAUAAGUAAGAUUUUGUUAUUUGAAUUUAAAACAAUAUGUAGACCUUAGUAUAAUCAUGCAGAAAUUAGAGGAAUUCAUAUUUUCAGAUGAAGCUCUGAAAGUAAAUAUUCAUGUUAUGUAGCAGUGGAAGUAUAUUUGGAUACUAAACAUAAUGAUGUACUAUUUUUUACACAAAAUAUUGGACACUUAACUAGAGUUUAAUACCUGUUGAUUCUAGGUAAUUGUUUCUGACUAAAGAGGACUAGAUUUUUAGCCCCUAGAUUUUUAGUAAAAUAAUUAUUCCCAAAUUACAUUUAUCUCACAUGGUGAUAAUACAUUUAUCAGAUUAUGAGCUUUCAGGUGGUGUCUCCACCCUUCAAAAGGACCAAAUUCUUCAAUCAAUAUAAUUAUUUGUUUUGGAAAGUAUUUAGUAUUCCAGAUUUGGAGCAAUAGCAACACUGCUAACACUUAGUAAUUUAGAACAUUACAUCUAAAAUACAUGCAUCAGUACGAGUUCAGAUUACAACAAUGAAACCUUUGGAAACAUAAGAACAGUAUUCGAUCAGACCAAAGGGCAAUUUCUAUGUGGCCAACCAGAUUUAUCUGGGGAGUUCACAGCAAUGUUUGAGUGCAGUGGCAUUGUCACUCUUACAGAAACUACCAUUCUGAAGCAUGCUGGCUCCAAUUCCAGAAGAGAGUGUGUGUUUGUGUAUAUAUACAGAGAAGGGGAGUUCUCUUUGCUAAAGUUCCUAUUCUGUUGUAAUUUCAUUUUUAUUUCAUUAGAAUGCUUAUGGUGACAAAUUGCCUGAAAGGUAUUCCAAUUAUAGUGUGUAAGAAUAUAAUCAGAUAUUCAACUAGAACUCUGUCUUGGAAAAAUUGAUGUUUCCUUUAUGAUGACAUUUUAAUAUUCUAUCUGGCAAGCAUUUCGGUUUUGUUGUCAAUAAAUUUAAGAAUAUUCUCUAUAAGGAACAUUAACCCCAAAAAGUCAAAAUAAUAUACGAGUUCAUCUCAGUUUAAUCUACAGUAUUGCAAUUAACUGGAACUAUGAUAGAACCACAUGCCUUAAAUAGUUUUUCUUCAGACUGGUGCCAAAUGUGCUGUGUUACAAUGGUCUGAUUUCUAAGGCAACAUAUUGGCUGAAAAUUAGAGGCACCGCAUUUGCAAAACACUUGAAGAGACCAGGCUGUAGAAAAAGUUCAAGUUCCAAAAUUCUCAAAAUACAAUAGGAAAGCUAAUGUAACCAGAAAAAGUAAGAUUUCAAUAUGACGAGCUGUAUUUAAUUCUGUUUCUCUAUUUUUCAUAUAUUCUGUACCUAAAACAUCUAAGUAUGUUGGAAAGUAAUUGCGAUAGUUAUUUCUUUUCUCUAUAGUUUUAUGUUUCCAGUGAUUGGCAGUACAUCUCAUUAGCUGCUGUCAGCUGAUGACAUUUUCCUGGAUAGAGUCCAUUAUGGUAAAUUCAAAAUCGCAAAUUUCUAAAUGCUUUUCUUUUCAUCAGUACUAAUAUUUGUAUUGAACUUGCACAGUGCUUAUCAGGACAGCACUGAAAAUAAACAUUUAGGGGAAUUAACAGGCAUAGUAAUGAAAUUUAAAAUAAAAAUACAGUGCCUUUAGUAACGCUGAUAAUCUAUUUUUUGUAACCUCGUGAUAAUUUAGCCUGAAUUUCAAUAUUGUAGAAAGGUGCAAGAAAUGAGAUAAAAUUGCUACACUUGAACCCUUUUACUGUGAUAGUUUUGUACUGAAAAGCCUAAGGGAAGGUGUAAAACUUUGCCCCCCCCCCAAAAAAAAGUGCCAUCAGAGCUAGAAGAGCCUGUCCACUGCUAUUCUGAACAUUAUAUUUAGUAAAACCAUAAUUCUGUCCAUUUUUCUGUGCCAUAUUUCUACAUCAAGACUAUAAACAUAACAUUUGCCAAAUUAUAUUAUGUCAAGCAAAUUUUCAUAUGUCCUUUUUCCAUAUUACCUAAGUACUUGAAGGCUAGAUACAUAGAUCACACACAAAAUGUACGUCCAUUACAAGAGAGUCUAUUUAGCCUACCAGAGCUUCAAAGAUUGUAGUAGGCAUUUAAAACACAUCUCAGCUAUUUCAACUACCAGAUUCCUUUUUUUCAUAGGAAAAUCAGUUUGGAAGACCGGUGGUGCUUUUAGACACAUGAACACGGCCAUGAUUACAUGUUGAGAUGAUCAGCUUCAUAAGUUCAACUAAAAGCUGCUCUACUAAAGCAUGAUAGAAAGCAAAAUUGUCUCUUUGAACUUCUAAUAAUUUACAUAUUGAAUUAUUUCUAUAUAGAAGAAAUAUGUGGAGGCUUCUCUAAUUGUUAGUAUCAGUUGAAGCAGAUGAGAUGCAGUUUCAAGAUAGUCAAAAUUGUCUUUAUAUGGUUUAUUCUAAAGUGAUUCUGCUAUGACAAUGUGCAGUUGCAUGCUAAAAUGAUCUAGUCAUCAUCAUAGGGCUUCCCUUUUUUGUUUCAUUGCACAAAUUCCUACCUUGAGGUAUAAGCUUUUGUUUGCCCUAUGGGUGCCAACAACAACAACCCUGAUGUUUUCUCUGUUGGGUUAAGUUAUCCUUUUCUUUUUUAAUUAUUUACUGAUUUUCAGUGAGUUUUGCACUAUUGCAUCUAUCCAUUUAUUAGUCAAAAUUAAAAGGUUUCUAACAGAAGCAACUGAUUUAAAUUUAAAUUAUCCUUACAAAAACGAUUAUCUAGUGAUAUCAUAAACCAGCUAAAUCCGAUUGUUUAUUUAGACUAAAUCUGACUGAGACUAUUUUUUUCUUCUUGUUCUUUCAUACACUCCCACCUGUCCCCUCCUGUCAAUUUUUUAAUUGACUAAAAUGUAUUGUUAUACUGCAUUACUGAAGGUAGAAAAUAUAUGGGUGCAUUGCCAUAUAUAUUUUUAAUAAGAAGAGUAUAUUCACUGAAAGUUUGUUAAGUUUUAUUUCUGGCCAGCAAAGACGAUCAAAUAGAACAUUUACUGAAAGGGCAACAGACAUAGUAUUAAGUAGGUCUAAAUUAUACAAGUCUAUUUGGUAGAUGGGAUAAAGAUAAUUUGGCUGAAAUAUAAUUUGUGGCUAUUACGAUUUAUCUCAAUGUACUCAGGAAUAGUACAGUGAAAUGUACUUACUGUAUUAUGUAAAGAAAAUUGGUAAUAGAAUAUAUCAAAGCAAUAUUGCAUGUGAUCCCACUAUAUAAUGAUUUCUUUACUUUUUUUAAAAUUAUCUUGAAUUCUUGUUCUGGAAUCCUGAUGAAAGUUCUUUCCCUUUCCUGCUUGAGAAAUUGUAUCCAUUCUAAAUUUAAAAAAAGUUUAUGGCAAAUGCCUUCCCAUUUAAUUUCAAAAUUAUAAAGUUCUAAAACAUGUGCAUUUAUUAAAAAAUAAACUAAGAGGAAGUUAUGGUGUCCUAAAUUAGA
Molecule: messenger RNA, 8022 nt
Organism: Thamnophis sirtalis
Lineage: Eukaryota; Metazoa; Chordata; Lepidosauria; Squamata; Natricidae
Gene: FRS2
Product: fibroblast growth factor receptor substrate 2
Biological process (GO): fibroblast growth factor receptor signaling pathway
Cellular component (GO): cytoplasm; cell-cell junction
Molecular function (GO): transmembrane receptor protein tyrosine kinase adaptor activity; fibroblast growth factor receptor binding
Source: RefSeq, a predicted model, not a curated record